AAAUCAUGUAAUAAUAAGAGAUAAACGCUCCGUAUUGGUCCUUUUUGCGAAAACGCAAAGAUUAGAUAAUACGAGAUCGUUUCGCAAAGGGUGUAGCGUGAUUAGUUAUUAGGGAUUGGGAAAUUCUCAAACUGGGGGUAAAAUGGCGGGAGCGACCUCACCUUCUCAACCAUGCAUCUUCUGUCAAAUUGCUCGCGGUUCCACCUCCACUCCUCUCCUUCACUCUGAUGAUAAGGUCGUUGCAUUUCAAGACAUCAAACCUUCUGCUUUGAGGCAUUACUUGGUGAUUCCUGUGGAGCAUAUUCCCACUGUUAGAGAUCUUCAAAGAAGAAAUGAAGACUACGGUUUGGUAAGUCAUAUGUUAAAUGUGGGGCAAACUUUGUUACGCAGAGAUGUACCUCAAUCAAAUCAAUACAGAUUUGGUUUUCAUCAGCCUCCAUUGAACAGUGUUGACCAUCUCCACCUCCACUGUUUGGCUCUUCCCUUCGUACCUAGAUGGAAACAUGUAAAAUAUUUGUCUUUGGGAUCACUUGGUGGGUUUAUUGAAGCUGAGAAGUUGUUGGAGAAGAUAAAACCUUUCUCACCAAUUCCUUCAUAGGUGCAAUUGGAUCACAGUUGGAUUUCUCUCAUAUUGAACUAUAGAUUUUUUGUUCUUUUGCCUGUAUGUCUGUAAGUUCUGUAACGAUUCAUUGUUGUCUGUUCAAGAUAAGUAAUGACCUUAUCAGCUUAUUCUUUGUAAGUUCUACUAAGAAUUGUUGUUAUAUCUGAUAAGAGUUGUCACAAUUAAUAAGUUUACAUAAACCUUUUAAGAUGCAUUUUCAUAAAAAUUGCAGAUCUUUUCUUUUGUCAA
Theobroma umbraticum is the source of this 850-nucleotide messenger RNA. It is a transcript of the gene HINT4, whose product is annotated as histidine triad nucleotide-binding 4. NCBI's taxonomy places the organism in Eukaryota, Viridiplantae, Streptophyta, Magnoliopsida, Malvales, Malvaceae. The record is from RefSeq and is a predicted model, not a curated record. Gene Ontology annotation, molecular function: catalytic activity.